AUGCAACAAAACAAGAGUGUAACUGAGUUCAUAAUGAUUGGACUGACACAGGAUCCAAUUAAUCAGAAAGUGGUGUUCAUUAUUUUCUUUAUUUUGUAUACUGGAACUAUGUUGGGGAAUUUACUCAUUAUUGUGACCAUCAAGUGCAGCCAGACUCUUGGGAGUCCCAUGUACUUCUUCCUUUUUUAUUUGUCCUUUGCUGAUGCCUGCUUUUCAACUUCUAUCGCCCCUAAACUAAUGGUGGAUGUUCUCUCUUCAAAGAAAGUCAUAUCCUACAGAGACUGUAUGACACAGGUCUUUGCGUUGCAUUUGUUUGGCUGUAUGGAAGUGUUAGUCCUCCUCCUCAUGGCCCUGGAUCGUUACGUGGCCAUUUGUAAGCCCCUGCGUUACCCGACCGUUAUGAGGAGACAAGUCUGCAACAUCUUGAUCAUCUUCGCGUGGAUCGGAUCCUUUAUACACGCUACCACUCAGAAUGCCUUGGUCUUGCAACUCCCCUUUUGUGGACCCAAUUUAAUUGAUCAUUAUUGUUGUGAUUUGCAACCACUCUUAAAACUUGCCUGUAUGGACACUUACAUUAUCAACUUACAGUUGGUUUCUAACAGUGGGGUUGUUUGCUCGAGCAGUCUUUUCCUUCUGACCAUCUCAUACAUGCUCAUCUUGCGUUCCCUGAGAAAGUACAAUGUAGAGGCCAGGAAGAAAGCGCUUUCCACUUGCACUUCUCACAUAAUUGUGGUCAUUAUGUCCCUCGUGCCAUGUAUAUUCAUAUAUACACGACCACCUGUCACUUUCCCUGUGGAUAAAAUGGUAACGAUAUUUUAUACCAUCACUACACCUUUUCUUAACCCAUUCAUCUACACACUAAGGAAUUCAGAUGUUAAAAAUGCCAUGAGAAAAUUAUGGAGUACCAAAAUCACCUCUGAACUCAGAUGA
Elephantulus edwardii (Cape elephant shrew) is the source of this 930-nucleotide messenger RNA. Its product is annotated as olfactory receptor 4C11-like. Gene Ontology annotation, cellular component: membrane. The transcript has a single exon. Gene Ontology annotation, molecular function: G protein-coupled receptor activity; olfactory receptor activity. Gene Ontology annotation, biological process: G protein-coupled receptor signaling pathway. The record is from RefSeq and is a predicted model, not a curated record. The coding region runs from base 1 to 930 and encodes 309 amino acids. NCBI's taxonomy places the organism in Eukaryota, Metazoa, Chordata, Mammalia, Macroscelidea, Macroscelididae.